Molecule: messenger RNA, 666 nt
Organism: Solanum lycopersicum (tomato)
Lineage: Eukaryota; Viridiplantae; Streptophyta; Magnoliopsida; Solanales; Solanaceae
Source: RefSeq, a predicted model, not a curated record
AUGAAUACACUCUCCAAGGAAUUACAUAGUGGAAUUGUGUAUGCAGAUGAUGCAGCGAUUGUAUGGAAGGAUCUCAAAGAGCGAUUCAAAAAAAUCGAUGGAUCGAGGAUCUAUCAACUUCACAGAGAGAUUUGCACAAUUAAUCAAGGUAAUUCUAUUGUUGCUAACUAUUUUACAAAACUGAUAUUACUAUGGGAUGUGUUUGAUGCAUUUGUCCCUCCACCAUCAUGUAACUGUGAUAAGCCGAGGACAUAUGUAGAUCACACAACAUACUUAAGGUUAUUUACAUUUCUGAUGGGAUUGAAUGAAGUAUAUAGUCAAGCGAGAAGUCAGAUUUCAAUGAUGAAUCCAAUGCCAAGUGUGAGUAAAGCUUAUGCUAUGAUAAUGGCAGCUGAAAGUCAGCAUAAAACUGCAAGGACUCAUUCUAGUAGAGAAUCAUUAGAUUCAGUAGACUUAUACGAAGGAGAAGGACCCUAUCAUAGAGACACAAGUAAUUUUCAACAAAAGAAGAAGAAUUGGGAUCAAUUUUGUGAUUAUUGCAAGUUACAGGGACAUGUUAAACUGAACUGUUACAAAUUGAAUGGAUAUCCACCCGAUUGGAAGUUUAAGAAGAAGAAUGGAUUAGGAGUUGAUCAGGGAGGAACUAGUCAGAUGCAGGGAUCAUAG